Messenger RNA from Malania oleifera, 2289 nucleotides. Its product is annotated as transcription factor VOZ1-like. The record is from RefSeq and is a predicted model, not a curated record. NCBI's taxonomy places the organism in Eukaryota, Viridiplantae, Streptophyta, Magnoliopsida, Santalales, Ximeniaceae. The transcript is spliced from 5 exons. Gene Ontology annotation, biological process: regulation of DNA-templated transcription; positive regulation of long-day photoperiodism, flowering. Bases 226 to 1671 code for a protein of 481 amino acids.
UGCUAUGCUUUUCUCAAUCUAUUGGGCAGGAUUGUAAUUACAUCCCCAAUUUAGAAUAUGUUCAUUUCGCUUUUUCGCCAACUUCACUAUUUUUUUGUGCUGCACUGCAUGAUCUAUAUAUAUGUAAGAAAAAAGCUGUAGAGCUAAAUCGCAUCGUCUCUCUCUUUCUCUCCCCAAUCCCGGAGCAAUUUUGUGUUAUCUUUCAGGUUUCGGGGAGGAAGAUCGAUGCGGAAGGGAUCGAAGAAUAAUUGCAAAUCGGUAUCGCACCAGCUCUUCAAGGACAGGGCAAAGAGCCGGGUCGAUGAUCUUCAGGGGAUGUUCACUGAUCUUCAAUUUGCCAGGAAGGAGAGUCGAACCAGUGAUGUCGCCGUACUGGAGGAGCAAGUGCAUCAGAUGCUCCGUGAGUGGAAAUCCGAGCUCAAUGAGCCGUCAUCAGCAUCAUCUUUACUUGGCGGUAGUCUCGGAUCUUUCUCGGCAGACAUAGGGCGUCUGUUAGAGCGGUAUGAUGAGGAAGACGAUGCAACUAGUGCAUUGGCUGAACCAGCAGCUUUGAAGCCCGAGCCUGAGGCUAAAGGCACGAACGCGGGCAAUUCAACAUUCUUUCAAGAGGACUACUUCAUGAAUCACAUGCCUGAAGAUAACAACUUUCAAGGGUUUGAUCAAUGCAAAGGCUUUGCUACAAGUUUUGACCAUUUUGAAGUGAGUAACCAGUUGGACUACAAUCAGCUCAAUUUACCUGAAGACUUCAACCUAGAGCUGUUUAUUGAUUCUAAUGGCCUGAGGCAGUGUGGACAGGAUGUCAUGCUUAACAUUCCUGAUUUUCUACCAAACAUCUGCCCUCCACCAUCUGCCUUCUUGGGGCCAAAAUGUGCUCUCUGGGAUUGUCCCAGGCCUGCUCAAGGAUCUGAAUGGUACCAGGACUAUUGCAGUAAUUUUCAUGCUGCUCUAGCAUUAAAUGAAAGCCCCCCUGGUAUGACUCCAGUUCUGAGACCUGGGGGAAUUGGGUUGAAGGAUGGCCCAUUAUUUGCUGCUCUCAGUGCAAAGACACAGGGAAAAGAUGUUGGCAUUCCUGAAUGUGAGGGGGCUGCUACUACUAAAUCUCCAUGGAAUGCUCCUGAGCUUUUUGAUCUCACUGUUCUUGAAGGUGAAACAAUUAGGGAGUGGCUGUUUUUUGAUAAGCCUCGUAGAGCAUUUGAAAGUGGAAAUAGAAAGCAGAGAUCAUUGCCAGAUUACAGUGGACGUGGUUGGCAUGAAUCAAGAAAGCAGGUGAUGAAGGAAUUUGGGGGGCUGAAGAGGUCCUAUUACAUGGACCCGCAGCCUGUAAGCUGUUUUGAGUGGCAUUUGUAUGAAUAUGAGAACAACAACUGUGAUGCAUGCGCAUUAUAUAGGUUGGAACUCAAACUUGUUGAUGGGAAGAAAAGUCCCAAAGGAAAGGUGACAAAUGAUUCACUUGCUGAUCUGCAGAGGCAGAUGGGGAGGCUCACUGCUGAGUUUCCUGCUGAUAACAAACGUUCUGUUAAGGGUAGGAUGAAGGUUAAUGUCAAGGUUGAUGGUGGAAAUGAUUAUUCAGCUCCAAAUCAGAUGACUGCUGCAACUGAAACUUUUGGAUAUGGAUUGCGUGGGCCAUACAAUUAUCGUGCUGAGAAUGUUACCAACUAUUAUGGAACAUAAUUGAGGAAAUAUGGGUUGACUGGAAACUAAUAUAAUUUUAUAAGCUCGUCUAUAGCAGCUGUUGUCCCUGUGGACAAUUUUCUAGUUGCUCCAAAUUAAGGACAUGGUCAUCAGUAUUGGGUUUCAGGUCUUUGAUGACAUAAGUGGACCCCUUUUUUUUGUUUGUCAUGCGGGACAUCUUGCAAGGUUUAUUUUCAUCUGGGAUAACUGCAUUAGAGCUUCCUUCUGGAUGCUGGCAAAGUCUCUAAUUGCUGAUAGAUGCUUAACUCAGCAGUACAUAUGGCUGUGUUUACUUGUGUCAGACGGUAUAAAUGGCUGUAUUUACUUGUAUUAACUUAACUACAGGCAAGAACAUGAAAAUUAAUGUUCACCAGAAUCGUAUAAGGAUUACACAAGUCCGUGCGGUGGGAAGGAGCACAAUAUAUUCAAGGUCUUGGCAGGAUUCUUCAUCCUACCUCUGCUCGUUAUGGUCUGUUGGAAUGACAAUUAUAUAGACUAGAUGUCAACUCGAUGUACUGAAUUUGACACUGCCAAGUCCCUUAGGCCUCAUGUUGUUGAUGCACCAUUAAAUUGGAAUUCUUGUGUGUUUUUCAUUGCAGGGUAACAUGGUUAUAACAA